UCACAAUUUCCUGGUUUGAUUCAGAUACCUACCUACUUAUUGGUGUAAUCAAUCCGUUUCUGAUUUUUUUUUCAGAAAAUUGAUAUACAAGAUGUGGUAAUAUAAGUGGAAAAAAUACAUUCCUUUUUUAUGGUCCAGCAUUUAAAAUUGGGUUUGGCAUCAGAAGUCGUGACUACUUAUUUCAAAUGUCAAUAUAUUCAUCGCAAAAACAAAUCUACGAUUAGACUACAAUUUAUUAUGCACAAUAUAUUUUAUAUCUUUAUAUUUAUCACUCAAAUGAUAUCAAAAAUUCUCAAAUAAAUGACAAAAUAUUUCCGUGUCUACAGUAUCGAGAUUAGAUUAUGCGUGUACCUAUAUUAAGAAUAACAAAUUCAAGCUCUUCCGAAUUUCGUGUUGAUGAAUUUGUUAUCAACACGAAAUUUGGCUAGCAGCUUGAAAUUCUUAAUAUAGGUAUCUACACACAAAAUUCAAUCCCUAUACUGUUGACACGAAAAUAUUGUGUAUUCUUAUUCAAUAUAAUUAUUGAUUAAUUUUUUAAGGAAUGAUUAUGUGAUAAGCUUGAAAUUUUGCGUGAGGCUUUCAACUGUUAUUAAACAUCAAUCUCAAUUCCGUCGGUUCAGUGGUCACGGAAAUUUAUAUAUUUUUUGGAUAUUUUUUUAUCAAUUAAUAUAUAUGAUAUGCAAAAAUUAUUAAUUUUACUUGUUUUGUUUUUAGGCUCGAAAUUUAUUAAGUGAAGUGUUAAUAUCAAGUUUUCAAAUCUAUAAGGACUAAAUAGGCUUUCAGACAGAUCAUUACUUCAGUGAUGGGUAGAAUAUUUUCCACAUUAAUAGAUACGAAAUAUUGAGUACCCACUUACAAUCAUUUUGACACUGAAGGUGGAUUUAAUCUCAUUAUUUAUUUGAACCAGAAUUCAUUCACUUCUAUCCUGGAAAUGUCUUCAAAUGGAGAUAUCCUAGGGAUUUACAAACGACUUGUUAAAUUGAGAGAAACCAAGAAGAUCGCUAAUGAUAGAUUGCGACUUUUAAUUCGUUUAACUUUUGAUGUAAUGAACUUCCCACCAGUCAAACUAUGUAUUUUUUAUGUUUUUUGCCAAUAUGGAUUCGCAACUUCUUUGACAAUAUACCAUUUAUUGGAUAAGUUUGACCAGCAAACUCUAAUGAAGCAUGGAUCCUUUUGUGGCAUUCAAAUAUUUGUUCUUAUCAACUUGGGAUCCAUUGUUUUUAUGGCCGACGCUUUUUACGAAUAUCUGCAGAACUACAAAAAGGGUUUGAUCCCUCUAGAGUUGUUGAAUGAAAAUACACUCAAACAAAUAGUGCUUUUGGGAAACAUAACGAAGUUGAUAUGUACCGUUAAUAUGGUUCUUGCCACUGCUGCAGCUCUUGGAUUCAUAGCAGCGCCAGAGUAUUUCAAUGAAAAAACCUACUUAUCGGUAUGGAUCCAGGAACAGUUUCCGAAUUAUUCAAAUUUUAUGCUUCCAGUGGUUCAUUGGACGAGUUUACCAGUUGCUCUUGUGAUGGCGGGCUCUUCUGUUGCUUGGGCUUAUGCUGGCAUGAAUGCCAUAUUUCAAAUACAAAUACUCAAAGAAAUGAUAAACACAGUUCCGAAAACGACAUUACCACAAAAAUUGAGGAGGGAUUCUCAACUGUACCAAGCUAUUGUAAGGCAAAAACUGAUAAUAUGUGUAAUGGCUCAUGGUAUCAUGGUCAGAUUCCAAAAUAUUGCUUGUGAACUACUUGAACCCCCGUUAAUGAUGUUUUCUAUGGGUAGUGUGAUAUUAGGAGGAUCGUUGAUGCUGGAAUAUCUAAGUAAUCAAGAACAAAAUUUGGGAGAUCAGUAUGCAAUGUACAUUGGAAUAUUAUGUUUCGCCCUUGCUGGAAUGAUUUCAGCAGUACUAUAUCUCAUAAUUGGACAAGCUGUCAAAGAUGAGUCGGAAGGUUGUAACUACCUACUGAGACAACUGCCAUGGUACGAUAUGAACCAAGAAAAUAGAAAAAUUUUUUCUAUUUUUCUGCUUAAGACAGAGAAACCUAUUGCUCUUGCCAAUAGCCUCGUUCAAGUAGAUUAUUUUCUUCUCAUGAGAGUGAGUUUUUGAGUUUCCAUUAAUAAUUUUCAGAUUUGUAAAGCGUUAUAUUCACUGGCUGCAGUUUUGGCACAGUUCGUAGCAUCUAAUAGGAUUGCAGAAAAGUAAUAAAGCAAUUCGAUCACAAAUUUAUAAUACAUCUGAAUCAGAUCCUUCCUCCCUUUUAUACAGAGUGAAUUUUAAGUAGAUAUUUAUUGAAAAAUAGUGAAUAUUUUUUAUGUGAUAUACCCUAAAUGACAUAAUUUCCGAGUAUAAAGCUUAAUUUGCAUUGUCUUUGCAGAAGUUUAACUAAUAUAGUUAGAUUAGAAGGGUAUGAUAACAAUGCGAUUGAGGAGUUCCACAUACCUACUUAAAACUCAUUCUGUAGAUCUUGCACGAUUCUAGAUGAUUGAUGUACCUACCUAUAAGUAUAAAUCAAAUACAUAAAUCUCUAUCUGUUCCAUGUUCAAUUAUAUUAUUGUUCCUUUGUUUGUAAUUUUUUUUUGACUCUAUUUUUCAUUCACCUAUUGUAUUAGUGAAAUACAUCACAAUCACUUCUUA
This is a messenger RNA of Harmonia axyridis, 2620 nucleotides long. RefSeq lists its product as uncharacterized. Gene Ontology annotation, molecular function: olfactory receptor activity; odorant binding. Gene Ontology annotation, biological process: sensory perception of smell; detection of chemical stimulus involved in sensory perception of smell. NCBI's taxonomy places the organism in Eukaryota, Metazoa, Arthropoda, Insecta, Coleoptera, Coccinellidae. Gene Ontology annotation, cellular component: plasma membrane. The record is from RefSeq and is a predicted model, not a curated record. Bases 932 to 2092 code for a protein of 386 amino acids. The transcript is spliced from 8 exons.